Molecule: messenger RNA, 1521 nt
Organism: Cladocopium goreaui
Lineage: Eukaryota; Dinophyceae; Suessiales; Symbiodiniaceae
Source: the annotation of a GenBank genome assembly
AUGACUCAAGAAAUCCCAGAAAUUCCUUAUGGGCUUGGCGGAGGCGCCUCCGAUCGCGUGGCCCCUCUGAACGCCAUCAGGUCGCCCUCGCUGGCAUCCUGGCGCCUGUCGCAGGAGCUGGCCGUGCUCGCGGCCGCAUUCCGCGAUGGGCGCCUGCGCGGCCUGCGCGUGCGACAAGAUGGGCCCUUGCAGGCCCGUGUAGAGAUUUCCGGGCUGCGACCUGAUGGCUCGGAAGCUGUUGAGAUUGUAUUUGAGUGCCCUGAGAACUACCCUUUGGUACCACCGCUGCUGCGUCAUUCCAACUGGAGAUGUAGUGGCCAGGUGCCCGGCUGGAUCUAUCAGGGAGACCUCCUGCAGCUUGAACAGCUGCAGGUGGACCGGUGGAGUUUCACGAUGGGUUUUGCAGAUCUUCUCGCAGAUCUGUUGGACGUGACAGCGACGGCCAAGUGCGGCUGUAGCUGUACCGUGGAGUUUUCUUCGAUGGCCGACGACCAAGUGGCCGACCAAGCCUAUGAUGAGGCCAUUCCUGUGGAGACCGAUGAUGAGGUGAGCACUCCCGGCACAUCAGAGGCCGGGACGCCGAAGCAGCCCCCGGCCGCAGGGACUACCAAGAGAGGAGAGGAGAGUAGCGGCGAAUCCAGUAGUGAGGGCUCUACCUCUGAGUCCUCUGAUGGAGAGGAUGGAAAGAAGUCCUCGGGGUUACCCGCGGGAGCGUACAAUCCGGAGGACUUCAAAAAUAUGAAGGUCUCCUCUGAAAUUGAGGAGCUCUUCAACUGCAUCACCAGGUACAAGCCACAUACCAUAGAGCUGGACACAGUGCUGAAGCCUUUCAUUCCAGAGCUGAUUCCCAGCAUUGGGGAGGUGGAUGCCUUUCUCAAGAUGCCACGACCAGAUGAUGAAGCCAGUGGAUUGGGCACGACACGCUUAGAUGAGCCCACCCUGAAUCCCUCGGAUCCAUCGAUUUUAGACCUCCAGCUUCGGUCUCUCAGUAAGAAUCAAGACCUUCAACCCAUGGAGGUGCGGUCGAUUGAAAAUGCUGAGAAGAAUCCCAAGGAGAUUGACAAUUGGGUGAAGCGGAUUGAUAACCUCAAUCGAACAAAGCCAGCGCCCACGGUGCAGUACCAAAAGAGGAUGCCAGAUAUUGAGCAGCUGAUGCAGGUGUGGCCCGGUGAAUUUGAGGAGUUUCUGCAGAACAAUCCUUUGCCCGAUCUGGCGGACCUGGAGCUGGAUCUACCUAGCUAUGUGAAGGUGUUCGCCUCGAUACUGGAUGUACCCGUUUACAACCAGAUCACCGAGACGUUGCAUGUGAUCUUCACCUUGUAUUCGGAGUUCAAAUCCAAUCAGCACUUUUCAAAGACCGACACGACUGGCAACUUUGGAGACCAGUACAAUUUCGGCUCAGUGCCAGCCACCUUUGGGCAGCCUGGUGCCGCUUCUGGAGCCCAGUUGGUGGCGCCGACGGCCUUUGCUUCGGCCGAGUCGAUGGCGCCGAGCCGCGCUCCAUCGCCGGUGCGGCAGUGA